Sesamum indicum (sesame) is the source of this 1130-nucleotide messenger RNA. Its product is annotated as arogenate dehydrogenase 1, chloroplastic. The record is from RefSeq and is a predicted model, not a curated record. Gene Ontology annotation, biological process: L-tyrosine biosynthetic process. Gene Ontology annotation, molecular function: prephenate dehydrogenase (NAD+) activity; prephenate dehydrogenase (NADP+) activity; NAD+ binding. NCBI's taxonomy places the organism in Eukaryota, Viridiplantae, Streptophyta, Magnoliopsida, Lamiales, Pedaliaceae.
AAAACUUCUCCAUAGUUGGUAUGAGAUUUGAUGAUAUAUUUAGAUAUUUCUUCUUCAACCCGUCUACUGAUUUCAACCAUCUACCCAUCCUGAUUCAAGUUGUCAACUAUGUCUUCCUCUUCACAGAAUUAUCUGAAAAUAGGUAUAAUUGGGUUUGGCCCUUUUGCUCAAUUCUUGGUGAAAACCAUGAUCAAGCAAGGCCAUUCCAUCAGGGCAACCUCAAGAUCAGAUUACACUGACCUCUGCACUCAGUUGGGCGUUUCAUUUUUCAGAGAUAUGAAUGCAUUCCUUGAAUCCAACAAUGAUGUUAUACUUCUGUCCACGUCGAUUCUGUCUCUGUCACAAGUGAUCAAGUCACUGCCGUUGAAUUGCUUAAGAAAACCAACACUCUUUGUUGAUGUGCUCUCGGUGAAAGAAUACCCUAGAGACCUUAUGCUGCAAGUGUUGCCUAGUGAUUCUGAUGUGUUGUGCACACAUCCAAUGUUCGGCCCAGAAAGCGGGAGACAUGGGUGGAAGGAUCUUAGUUUCAUGUAUGAUAAAGUUCGGAUAACAAAUGAAGCUACUUGCUCAAGUUUCUUGCAGAUUUUUGCAUCUGAGGGUUGCAAAAUGAUGGAGAUGGCUUGUGAAGAGCACGAUAAAUUAGCUGCCAGGAGUCAAUUCCUCACCCACACCAUUGGCAGGGUCUUGGCAGAAAUGGAAGUCGAACCAACUCCCAUAGACACGAAGGGAUUUCAGAAGCUGGUGGAAGUGAAGGAGAGCACAUCAAGAGAUAGUUUUGAUCUGUUCAGCGGCUUGUUUGUCCAUAAUAGGUUCGCCAAACAACAGUUGAGAGAAGUAGAGCUUGCACUCGAAACGAUCAAGCAACAGCUGCUCAAGAGGAUGACGAACGAGGAGCUGGAACAGAGCUGAAUCACUUUGCAGCUGACAAUGACAAGUUUAGCCGAAUGAAAACGCUCCUUUUCACGUAUUCUUUUCUAUUGGGAACAAUUACUGGAUAUCUCUGUAAGAUAUCUCAUCAAACGUUUCCAAGCUGGUACUGAAAUUGAAUUUGUAGAUGUCAAGGAUAGCAGGUUUUUGAGAGACUUGAUAGUUUUGGGGCAUGCAUGCGUUUUCAAUUAAGUAAACUUUAA